Molecule: messenger RNA, 1876 nt
Organism: Salvelinus sp. IW2-2015
Lineage: Eukaryota; Metazoa; Chordata; Actinopteri; Salmoniformes; Salmonidae
Gene: uts2r3
Product: urotensin-2 receptor 3
Biological process (GO): blood vessel diameter maintenance; neuropeptide signaling pathway; regulation of blood pressure
Cellular component (GO): plasma membrane
Molecular function (GO): urotensin II receptor activity
Source: RefSeq, a predicted model, not a curated record
CGAGGGCCACACUAUGAGGAGGGAGAGGAGAGGAAACAUAGCAUAGCGAGGCACAAAGUUAGGAGGAACAGCUUUAGAUCCAUCAACCAUCACCUGUCUGACAACGAAUAAUAAAGAAUUGAGGAUAUCUAUUUUUUCUAUAGACAAAAACUGGACCAACUAUAGGCCUCUGUGGAUUUUUGAAUGGAAACUGAAUCGGACGUUCAGACAAAUUAAAUGGAUGAUGAUGUUAUUUGCAACUAACGGAAUUGGAUUGAAUAAGCCAAGUGGAAUCAAAAUAAUAGUUCCUCUCCCUCUGACAUUUAUAUAAACCCAGCUAACCUCCACACCACCACCAUUUCAGAAGUCUCAACUAAAAAGUAUGGAUUUCUCUAGCUCCCUGCCUCCCUCACCUUCUCCAUUAUACACCUCCCCCUUCAUCCCCAACUCCUCCUUCCCCUCCGCCUCUCCAUACAUCUCUCCUUCCCCCAGCCUGGCCUCAACCGCUCUCUUCUGCUCCCUCCUGUCCCUCCUGGCUCUCCUGGGCAUUGGGGGGAACCUCUACACCAUGGGUCUCCUCAUCAGACGCAGGAGAGGCAGAAGGAGGCGAGGAUGUUCUAGCAACUGUUUAGGAGGGAGAGGAGUACCGUUACCAUCCUGCCUCUCCUCCUCUCCCCCCUCCCUCUCCCCUUCCUCCUCUCCCACCUCCUCCUCCUCUUCCUCCACCUCCCUCCAUCUCCAGGUGCUGAGUCUAGCUCUGGCGGACCUCCUCUACCUCUUCACCGCUCCCUUCAUCGUGUACGACAGCCUGGCGGCUGACUGGGCGUUUGGGGAGCUGGGCUGUCGCCUCCUCUUCAGCCUGGACCUGAUCACRCUGCARGCCUCKAUCUACACCCUCACCGCCAUGAGUCUGGACCGCUAUCGGGCUGUGGCCAACCCCCUGGCCACCUCGUCCUCCCCCUCCUCUGGGCUGCUCCGUGUGGGRCUAGCCUGGGGCCUGGCGGUGGCCCUCAGCCUGCCCAUGAUGAUCACCCUCCACCUGGAGGACGGAGACGACGGACAGCUGUGUGUCCCUGCCUGGGACGAGCAGAGCUCCAAAGUGUAUAUGAGCGUGCUGUUCUGUACCAGUAUGAUAGGGCCGGGYCUGGCCAUCGGGGCMCUGUAUGCUACUCUGGGCCGUCUCUACUGGGUGUCCCAGACCCGGCCCUGGGKCAGUGGUAGUGGGGGUAGCARGUCCUACCCUCCGCGYGCCCCAAGGCCCAAGGUCCUGCUCCUCAUCCUGGGGAUAGUUCUGGCKUURUGGGCCUGUUUCUUGCCCUUCUGGGUGUGGCAGCUGCUGCCGCUAUACCGGCCCGACAUGCUGKGGACAGUACCGGUGGGUACCCAGGUGACGGUGAACCGGAUCCUAACGGGGCUGACGUACGGGAACUCUUGCGUGAACCCAUUCUUCUACACGCUGCUCACAGGGGGGAAACYACGGAGGAACAGGCAGYCACKGACGUCAGCGAAUCWGCUCUGCCGCAAGAGCAGUCCGCAGUAGUGUUCGUGACAACACAGACAGUCCGGUAUAAUAGACUGCUCUGGGGGCUGGUGGGGGGCUGCUUACAAACUGUCCGAUUCAAACACCCCCGUCUCCCCCUGAAAUAUCAAAGGGCAUUUCACUGUGUGAUUGUUACUCCAUAAGGACUAUACCAAAGACAGCACUUUGUAUGCACGUUUGUGACUGGACCAUAUUUCCUAUUUGGAGAUUAAAAAUGUGACGGGCUGAGCGAAAAUACCAAAGCUUCAAAACUUGAGAAAUAUCUCAUUGAUUGUAUGAAUUCACAAAAAUARAUCCACAUACGGGCCAUGAGMGGAGUKUYACAACAGGGAAGCAGCGMUUGUGUGUUAUGUUAUC